Molecule: messenger RNA, 2730 nt
Organism: Triticum dicoccoides
Lineage: Eukaryota; Viridiplantae; Streptophyta; Magnoliopsida; Poales; Poaceae
Product: glutamate receptor 2.7-like
Exons: 5
Coding region: 1-2730 (909 amino acids)
Cellular component (GO): membrane
Molecular function (GO): ligand-gated monoatomic ion channel activity
Source: RefSeq, a predicted model, not a curated record
AUGGCUUCCCCUGUAGUACUACGUGCUAAUGUGGCUUGCCAGCUCCUCGGCGUACUCUUCCUCUUCCUCCUCGACGGUGCCGCCACCGCCGCAUCUGUGCCACCGCCGCCAUCGCUGGUGACGGCCAACGUUGGGGUGAUACUGGACCUGGCGACGGAGCUGGGGAAGAAGAGCCUUCUCAGCAUGGAGAUGGCGCUGCACGACUUCUAUGCCACGCACCCCAGCUACACCACCAGGGUCAAGCUCCACGUCAGGGACUCACACCAAGACGUCGUCACCGCCGCAUCUGCAGCAAUAGAUCUCAUCGAUAACAAAAAGGUUGGGGUUGUCAUCGGUCCACAGAAUACUUUACAAGCAGAAUUCUUGACCUACCUAGCGAACAAAACCAAGGUUCCCUUCAUCACCUCAUCUGCAACAGGUGAUACAAUUACUCAAUGUCAUGCUCCGUACUUCCUUCAUGCUUGUGUCAAGGGCUCUUCCCAAGCAGCUUCGAUUGCUGCCUUUAUUAAGGCAUAUGGCUGGAAAAAUGUUGUUCUGGUCCAUGAGGACAACAAUCAUGGUCUCAGCAUUCUCCCUUCCAUUACUAGUGCUCUUGAGUCCAUUGACGUCCAUGUCAUUAACCAUUCUGCCAUCCCUACUACAUCCCCUGAUUACCGAAUUGAUGUGGAACUAUACAAGCUGAAGACCAUGCAAACACGUGUAUUCAUCGUUCAUAUGUUGCCAGCCGAUGCUUCCCGCCUAUUUGCUCGAGCUUCAACAAUCGGUAUGAUGACUGAAGGGUAUGUAUGGAUUGUCACAGAUGACAUCGGUAAUGCCCUUGAUGUGCUUCCCCAACAUACCAUUGAAACCAUGCAGGGUGUUGUCGGUUUCCGGCCAUAUGUAGCAAAGACUACGAGGAUCAAUGGUUUCAUGGCUCGGUUUGUCACUCAAUACAGAUCCACAUACCAUAAAGACCCCGAUGUUCGGGUGGCAAAACCAACCAUCUUCCAAUACUGGUCAUAUGAUUUGUUAUGGGCAAUAGCAUCUGCAACAGAGAAAGCUAAGAGGUUCAGAUCCUUACAACUAAGGUCUAAACUAGGGAAUAUGGACAAGUUAGUAGAUGAUCUCCAAGCAUCUCCUGCUGAACCAGAACUCCUCACUUACAUAAUGGAUGGGGAAUAUGAAGGAUUGGCCGGGAGAUUCAUGUUUGUUGAUAGGCACUUGCCAGUUCCAACAUAUGAGAUUGUCAAUGUGAUUGAAGAGGAAAUUAGACGCAUUGGCUUUUGGAACCUUGGUAACGGUCUUUCAGCGUUUCUUAACUCUAGCACUAGGCCUGGCCAAGCUAAACAUACGACAAGGGCGGAUCAAGUCACGAGAACAGUUAUUUGGCCAGGAAAUUCAAUAACAGUGCCCAGAGGAUGGGGCUUCCCUGAAAAUGGAACGACACUCCAGAUUGGUGUGCCCGUGAGACGGGAUUCUGAGGUCUUUGUGCAUGUUGAGACCAAUCCUAGCUCUAGUAUACCAAUUGUCAAAGGCUACAGCAUUGAUGUCUUUGAGGCUGCUGUGAAGAAACUGCCGUAUGGGCUACGCUACCGGUACAUUCCGUAUGACUGUUCAGAUUCUUAUGACACACUAGUAUCACAGGUUUAUUUCAAGAAAUUUGAUGCAGUAGUGGGUGAUGUGACAAUUAUCGCCAAUCGAACUAGGUAUGUGGACUUCACAGUUCCGUACACAGAUUCUGGUGUGUCGAUGCUUGUUCUAGCUAGUAAAGAUGAGGAUGAACCAGCCAUGUGGGUCUUCUUAGAGCCACUAACGAAGGACCUCUGGAUUGCUAUAAUACUUUUUAUGUUCUUCACUGGCCUAAUUGUGUGGAUGAUUGAAAAGCCUAUAAAUGAUGAAUUAAGGGGUUCCAAAUGGAAACAGUUCAACGCUGCUUUCUACUUCGCAUUCUUCACUGGGACUUCUAUGCAUGAUCAAAAGUUCAAAAGCCUCCAAUCAAAAGUUAUUGUGGUAUCCUGGUGCUUCGUAAUGGUAAUUAUAGUGCAGAGUUACACGGCAAGCUUGUCGUCCAUUUUAACUGCAAAGAAGCUCCCACCUUUAAUUACAGACCCAAGGCAACUUUUACAGAAUGAUGAUAAUGUUGGGUAUCAGAGUGGCUCAUUUGUGCACUCAAUGUUGAGGAGGCUCCAAUUUGAGGAGCCGCGGAUAAAAGCUUUUAGCACACAUGAGGAAUAUGCAAAAGCAUUGAGGUCUGGAUCAAAGAAUGAAGGGGUAUCUGCCAUCUUCGAUGAAACACCAUACAUAAAUUCUUUCCUCUUGGAGUACGGAAAAGAGUUCCGAAAGGUUUUCCCUAAAGGCUCUCCAUUGGUGGAUGAUCUUUCCAAGGCCGUGUUAAAUUUGAUAGAAGGGUCUGAAGGUUCUAGUAUUGAGAAGAAGUGGUUCAAGGAUUCAAUCUUGUCACCGGACUAUGGAAGUCUGGAAGCUGGCUCCCCACGCCUCAGUUCACGGAGCUUUGCGGGUCUCUUCAUCAUCAAUGGAUGCGUUUUAGGAUUGAUGGUCGUAAUAAACUUGUUGAGGCGUGCUUAUGCAAAAUAUAUUGCAAAAGGAAGUAGUCCUUGUGCUAGUGAUGGUGGGGCACAACGUCCGCUGGAUGGUGAGGCGUGCUCUUCUUGCAGUGACGAGUCACAGAACUCUCCGAUAUCCUUGAUAGUGGAGUUGGCAGACGCAGUGGCGAAGGCCAGCUCCAUGUAG